GCUUUUUGCUGUCAAUCAUCUUUGUUCUCUUCAAGGGAGCUAGAGAGGCCGUUGUAUUUUGCUGUCUCUAAGAUUUGUUAAUAGAGAACACAAAGAAAUGGAAGAAAAUCUUCCUCCAGGGUUCAGAUUUCAUCCUACAGACGAAGAGCUCAUAACACAUUAUCUUUGUCGGAAAGUUUCCGAUAAUGGAUUCACUGGCAAAGCUGUCGUCGACGUUGAUCUCAACAAGUGCGAACCUUGGGAUUUGCCAGACAAGGCGUCAAUGGGAGAGAAAGAGUGGUACUUCUUCAGCCUACGAGACAGGAAAUACCCUACCGGGUUAAGAACAAAUCGAGCAACUGAAGCCGGUUAUUGGAAAACCACCGGUAAAGAUAAAGAGAUAUACCGAAGUGGAAUGCUGGUGGGGAUGAAGAAAACACUAGUUUUCUACAAAGGAAGGGCUCCAAAGGGUGAGAAAAGCAAUUGGGUUAUGCAUGAGUAUAGGCUCGAGACCAAACAACCCUUCACACCCGCUAAGGAAGAAUGGGUAGUGUGUAGGGUUUUCCAAAAGAGCACAGCAACAAAGAAACCACAAGAACAACAACCUCAAUCAUCUUUUGGAUCUCCAUGCGAUGCAAUCUCAUCCAUGGCAAAUGAGUUUGAAGAUAUCGAGCUUCCCAAUCUGAACUCAAACUCAUCAACCGUCGAUUACAAUCAUAUUCAUCAACAAUUAUAUUCACAAAACAACGUUUAUUCAGACAAUACUACAAGUACGGCUGGUCUCAAUAUGAACAUGGCUAAUAAUCUUCCGGCCUGGACAACAAGUCUACUUGGUCCGCCUUUAUCUCCAAUCAACUCUUUGUUGCUCAAGGCUUUCCAAAUUAGGAACUCUUAUAAUAUCAAUCCUUCUCUUCUUCAACAAGGAGUCUCCAAUGUUAUGCAAGAUGGUUCGAGUUCAUCUCAGCCGCAACCGCAAGAGGAAGCGUUUAAUAUGGACUCCUUGUGGUGAAGAGAUUCAAACCACAUAUAUAUUUGAAUUUCUUUUAAACUUGUUCUUAUGUAAUCUCCAUCAAUUUCAAUUGUAUCACUAAUUAUACACACAUAGAUCUUCUAAUGAGGUCAAGUAAAUUAUAGUGCAUCUUUUAAGUGAAAUAGUGAUAGUAAGGAAAAGUUUACCGUACAUGUCCAUUUACAUGCCGUUUUAUGUUUAUAGGUUAUAUAGCCUUUCAUAAACCAAGAGGUGUCUUAUACAAGUC
Raphanus sativus (radish) is the source of this 1235-nucleotide messenger RNA. Its product is annotated as NAC domain-containing protein 100-like. Bases 98 to 988 code for a protein of 296 amino acids. Lineage: Eukaryota; Viridiplantae; Streptophyta; Magnoliopsida; Brassicales; Brassicaceae. Gene Ontology annotation, molecular function: DNA binding. The record is from RefSeq and is a predicted model, not a curated record. Gene Ontology annotation, biological process: regulation of DNA-templated transcription. The transcript has 3 exons.